AACUCGAGAAUGUCGGCAUUCAAGAACUUCUUGAACAGCCCAGUCGGUCCCAAGACGACGCAUUUUUGGGGCCCCGUUGCCAAUUGGGGAUUCGUCGUUGCUGGGCUUGUGGAUCUCAACAAGCCGCCAGACAUGAUGUCGAGCAACAUGACGAGUGUGAUGUGUAUCUACUCGCUCUUGUUUAUGAGAUUUGCGUGGAUGGUCCAGCCUCGGAACUAUUUGCUCUUCUCGUGCCAUGCCGCCAACGAGUCGGUCCAGCUCUAUCACUUGGCGAGGAUCUACAAUCACCACCAAUCGAAAGGCUCUGCUGCGAAGAGCUGAUGGAAGAGAUGGAAGUUUUCAUAUACUAUACUAUACUCUCAUCUUCGUGGGAAGUUUUGGAUCUACUGCUAUUGCCAUCUCUUUUUCCUAACUAUUACAUUAACAAAUUAUUA
This is a messenger RNA of Selaginella moellendorffii, 434 nucleotides long. Its product is annotated as mitochondrial pyruvate carrier 1. NCBI's taxonomy places the organism in Eukaryota, Viridiplantae, Streptophyta, Lycopodiopsida, Selaginellales, Selaginellaceae. Gene Ontology annotation, cellular component: mitochondrial inner membrane. The record is from RefSeq and is a predicted model, not a curated record. Bases 10 to 321 code for a protein of 103 amino acids. The transcript has 4 exons. Gene Ontology annotation, biological process: pyruvate import into mitochondria.